UGACAGGGAAAGAAAACGUAAAUAACAGUAGUGAAAAUCAAGAAGCGAGAAAAUUUUCGUCAUAUUUGCAAACCAGAUAUAUUGUACGGGAUAAUGAUCAACCCGCAAUGAGCGACCACAAUCCUCCGGGCCGAGGUAUCAGCAACAAUUCCAUCAGCAAACGCCCACGUCUGCUAUCGUUCCAAGGUCCAAGUUCGGAAUCGGCCACCGUCGAGCGUCCUCCAAUGGCUGCCGGGCCGUCGUCGAGUUCACUGGAGGAAAUCAAUGUGAGACAACCGGCGCUGGCGGCUCCUGAUCUGGCCAGCUGGCAGGAGGCACAGAUUGCGGCCUGCAUCGAAGACAAUACCAUCAACAUGGUACUGGAGCAGUAUUUGAGCUUUUUCGAGGCACGUCAUAACGGUGUGGAAGCCGAGAUGAUGGCCCGUGCAGAGGUGGCCGAAAUGGAACACCAGCAGGAGGUGCUGAUAGAAGAUCGUGCAAUUAUGGCCGCCAUCAGUGAGCGGGGUUUGCAGCCGGUGCAAGUUGAUGGAGAUGGUGAUUCUGCCGGAGGUGAUGACGAGGAAGACGGCGUCCCGGUUGUUCCUGUGGUGGCGGUUGAUCGCCGAGUGGACAUUGUCAACGAUGAAGGAUUGGAUUUGCUUGAGUCGGCUGUUGUCGCAGCAAUUCAGGAAAAGGGACUGGCCAGCAGCGGUAGCAAUCAGAGUGAGGAACUAGAGGAUGGAGCUGCCGGAAGCUAGUGCAUUCGUUGCAAACAUAAAUUGACUAUAUUUCAUCAAUAUUUAGCGUUCAGUCAUGUGUUAGGAUGUAGACUCGAUAUGGAAGCAUUAGACUGUAAGCUCAUCCGGUAAGGGAAAUCUCUUAUUGGAACACAAUAAAACCUUUUUUAUUUUAUCCUAGAAUUUAAAAGAAUAAUAAAAACGUAAUA
Messenger RNA from Sabethes cyaneus, 925 nucleotides. RefSeq lists its product as uncharacterized. Bases 108 to 737 code for a protein of 209 amino acids. Lineage: Eukaryota; Metazoa; Arthropoda; Insecta; Diptera; Culicidae. The transcript has a single exon. The record is from RefSeq and is a predicted model, not a curated record.